GAGCAGCAUUCCUCCUGCAGCAGAUGAGCUCCUCUUCAGAAUAUUUAAGAUGGGGCAUCAUGUGCUGCUGUGGGUCUUAUGUCCUCUGCUGCUGCUCAGCGUGUGCAGACCCGCCGCUGCGGUCAGCGUGAAGGAAGACCUGGCCAGAUGCCUGAACGACACCGACUACAGCGACCUGAUGCACACGAUGGCCCACGGCCUCCCCGCCAUCAAAACGCCUCAUCAUGUCGUGAUCGUCGGAGCCGGCAUGGCUGGACUGACGGCCGCCAAGCUGCUGCAGAAAGCAGGACAUCAGGUGACCAUAGUGGAGGCCAGUGGUCGUAUUGGAGGCCGUGUGCAAACCCACAGGAAUGAAAACGAGGGCUGGUACGCCGACCUGGGAGCCAUGAGGAUCCCCAGUUAUCACUACAUCGUCCGCUUUUUAAUCCAAGAAUUUGGUUUGAAGAUGAAUAAAUUUCACAUGGUCGACACGAACACCUUCUACUACGUUCACGGCCUGCGGCCGAAAACCUUCGCCGUGAUGCAAGACCCCGACGCUCUGAAGUACAACCUGCCGAAACGAGAACGCCACAUCGCGCCGCUGAAGCUGCUGGAGAUGGCUCUGCGAAAGGUCAAAGAAGAGGUCAAGGCUCACGGCUGCAGAGCAAUGCUCAGGAAAUACGACCAUUACUCCGUAAAGGAAUAUUUGCUGACUGAAGGCGGUCUGAGCGCAGAGGCAGUGAGGAUGAUCGGGGAUCUGCUGAACGAGAACAGCCUCAUGCAUCUGGCUUUGACUGAGAUGAUCUACAUCGAGAACGACGUCAGCGACGCCACCACGUACGAUGAAAUAACUGGAGGGACGGAUCUCCUGGCUAAAGCGUUCCUGACGGUCCUGGACGGUCCCAUCCUUCUGGACUCCCGGGUCAGGCGGAUCCAGCGGACCCAUAAGGGCGUGACCGUCUGGUAUCAGAGGGAAAACGACCCGUCUUUAGAAAGUCUGCAGGCCGACGCUGUGCUGGUAACCACGACGGCCAAAGCUGCCCUCUUCAUAGAGUUUGAUCCGCCGCUCUCCACCAGAAAGAUGGAGGCCAUGCGCGCCGUUCACUACGAAAGCUCCACCAAAAUCAUCCUCACUUUUAAGGAAAAGUUCUGGAAGCGCGACGGCAUCAUCGGAGGGAAGAGCAUCACAGACAGACCCACUCGCUUCAUCUACUACCCCAGCCACAGUUUCCCAGGAAACGACAGCAUCGGCGUCCUGCUGGCCUCCUACACCUGGGGCGACGACUCACGGCUCUUCCAGGGAGCCAGUGAUGAGGAGCUGAAGGAGCUGGCCCUCAGGGACCUGACCCACAUCCACGGCGAGUACAUCCGGGACCUCUGCACCGGCGUGAUCGUGAAGAAGUGGGAACUGGAUCCGUACAGCCUGGGCGCGUUCGCUCUGUUCGCGCCGUACCAACACAUCGAGUAUUCUGCAGAGCUCUUCAGGCAUGAAGGACACAUUCACUUUGCAGGAGAACACAUGGCUUUUCCUCACGCGUGGAUUGAAACGUCCAUGAAAUCUGCGAUCAGGGCAGCUCAGAAUAUUAAUGCCGCCGUGCACAAAGAUUCCCGCAAAACCGAACUGUAAGAAACCGAGUCUGAGCAAAGUGACGUUCAACCUUCUUCACAUUUAACAAAACUGAUGUCAAAUGUGUGCAGGUAGUGCAUUUGCACCACAGUUGAUUUACAUAAAACUUAUUUAAUUUUGUAAAUGUGGGGGUGAGGUUGACCUUGGAUGCCCUCUGGAAACAUUUUUUAUAAACUUUAAAAUAAUAGCACACACUUUUUUUUUUUUUGCUGCACUAACAUUUGACACUAAUUUCGUUUAAUUUGAAAAAAAAA
This is a messenger RNA of Poecilia latipinna (sailfin molly), 1860 nucleotides long. Its product is annotated as L-amino-acid oxidase-like. NCBI's taxonomy places the organism in Eukaryota, Metazoa, Chordata, Actinopteri, Cyprinodontiformes, Poeciliidae. Gene Ontology annotation, biological process: amino acid catabolic process. The transcript is spliced from 8 exons. Gene Ontology annotation, molecular function: L-amino-acid oxidase activity. The record is from RefSeq and is a predicted model, not a curated record. The coding region runs from base 50 to 1606 and encodes 518 amino acids.